Staurois parvus is the source of this 326-nucleotide messenger RNA. NCBI's taxonomy places the organism in Eukaryota, Metazoa, Chordata, Amphibia, Anura, Ranidae. The record is from the annotation of a GenBank genome assembly.
GGUCAUAGACUGCAGACAUACUACAGGAGAAGAUCAGAGACUACAGACAUAUUACAGGAGAUGGACAGAGACUGUAGACCUACAACAGUAGAUGGUCAGAGACUACAGACAAACUACAGCAGAUGGUCAGAGACUACAGACAAACUACAGCAGAUGGUCAGAGACUGCAGGCAUACUACAGGAGAUGGUCAGAGACUGCAGGCAUAAUACAGGAGAUGGUAAGAGACCGCAGAAAUAAUACAGGAGACAGUUAGAGACUGUGGACAUGAUACAGGAGAGAGUCAGAGACUGCAGACAUAAUACAGGAGAUGGUCAGAGACUGCAGA